AUGGAGUCGCGCUCCAAUGGAGCACUAGACAUAAUUCUGUCCAAACACUUGGCGGAACAAUGGACUGCUCAAGGUGCUAUCGGACAUGCUUUGUGCAAAAGAGGCAGUUCUAUGGCCACAUAUGCCACUCAUCGACAAGUUUUGAUAUCUUGUGCCCUGCUGACUGGCGCUGAACACAGUUGUGGCUUUGACUAUGGUUUGUGUUAUGGCUGGGCAGACGAUCAUUACCAGGAUGUUUUUGAUUGGACCAACCAGUAUGGUUCCACUCCUUCAUACGAUACAGGACCAUCCUCUAGCCAUGGAGGAUUUGGGAAAUACAUGUAUAUAGAGACAUCUUCACCUCGGCGUCUUGGGGACAAUGCCAUACUUGAGUACUCUGUAUCAAGUAAUGAUAAAGGGAAAUCUUCCUGUUUAUCGUUUUAUUAUCACAUGUACGGAGACACAGUUCACACCCUUAAUGUGUUCAAUGGAGGAACGAAAGUGUUCACAAAAUCAGGAAACCAGGGAAAUCUAUGGCUGAAGGGAAAGAUCAGUAUAACAACGUUACAGAAUAAAAUAAAGUUUGAGGGAAUCAGAGGUACAAGCUUCACGGGUGACAUUGCAAUUGAUGACGUCUCUAUCGUCCCUGGAAUUUGUAAAGAAUGCAAGGAGGCGUUAAACCAAUCUUUUGGAAGACUGGACAUAAGAUAUACGAGUAAAUUUGAUCCUUACUGUAACUGGUUGAUCGGAAACGGUGGUAUAUCUAAAAAAUUUGCUGUUGUUUCGAUCCAUCAACUGUACUUUGGCCACACCAGUGAAUACGUCAAAGUGUUUGAUGGAAAUGGGACAGAGGUUGUGUCCAUAGACAGACGGAAUUUGUCUUUGACACAUUUCCAAGAAAUUUCAUUCGGAUCUUCCGAAAAUGUUACCAUUCAAGCUUCACUUAUCUAUAGUUUGAGCUAUAUCAACAUUGACUACGGUAUUAUGAAUCAAGCUUUUGAUUCAGCUCGACCCCUGGCUAACUGGAACCUCAAUGUCGCGAACAAAACCACUACAAGUAUACGAAUAUACUGGAAUAACCCAGCUAAUGAGCUCAGUUUUGGAAUAAGUUUCUACGUGGCCAUUGCUGAAAGAAUGAUGAACGUUAGCAACGUAUCCAGCGGAAAGUUACUACCUGGAAACACAACAUCAUCCGAGAUAACAAACCUUGAAAUUUACACGGAAUACAACAUUUACGUUAUCAUCGUGGAUAGCAAAGGGACACCGUUUAAAAGUGCAGUUUUUGUAACUAUGACCGACGAAGGAAUCCCGAGUAGAGCGCCGAGUGGUAUACGAGUGACAAGUGUGGAGUAUACAACUGACCUUUUAGUGGAAUGGAACCCUCUAUCUCAGAUCUAUGCAAAUGGAAAGAUUUUGGGUUACAUCAUUUAUUAUAGAGAAGAUGAUAAUUGGUGGUCACCGUAUAAAACUAUCAACACAAGUGGUAUUUAUCCAACGCAGUUCGUGUUGAAAGGACUUAAGCCGGCUGAGAGAUAUCGUGUUGCAGUGGCGGCUUUUACAUCCAAAGGACGAGGACCGAUGUCGUACGACUACUACGGGACAACGGGUUGUUCUCAAAAUUUAAUAAAAGCCUUUGGAGAAAUAUUCUAUUCGCCAAACAGCUACUAUUAUCUUCGUUGUUAUCUAAACAUCAUGAGAGGUGGUAUACCUGACGCUGUAGCUGUAUUAUCAGUGCAAGAAAUAAAUCUUGAAUACUGCAGCGAUUACACAAAGAUUACCGAUGGAAACGGCACUGAAGUUUUAUAUCAUAAUGGCUGCAAUGAAAAAUUUGCUCCAGAAAUCCUCUUUGAUGUGCAUUUUGGUUUGUCCAAUAACAUUUCAAUUCAAGUAUACACAUAUGGUUCAAGCAGUAGUAUCAAAAUAGAGUACGCCAUUUUAAGGCAGAGCCUGUCCUCGGGUAAGUUAACUUCAGCAGCCACACAAUUUUUUCGCGUUCUUAUCCAGUUUUCAA
Messenger RNA from Pocillopora damicornis (cauliflower coral), 1990 nucleotides. RefSeq names its product MAM and LDL-receptor class A domain-containing protein 1-like. Gene Ontology annotation, biological process: proteolysis. Gene Ontology annotation, molecular function: serine-type endopeptidase activity; protein binding. Lineage: Eukaryota; Metazoa; Cnidaria; Anthozoa; Scleractinia; Pocilloporidae. The record is from RefSeq and is a predicted model, not a curated record. Gene Ontology annotation, cellular component: membrane.